Molecule: messenger RNA, 4248 nt
Organism: Drosophila miranda
Lineage: Eukaryota; Metazoa; Arthropoda; Insecta; Diptera; Drosophilidae
Exons: 6
Coding region: 859-2562 (567 amino acids)
Source: RefSeq, a predicted model, not a curated record
CCCAUCCGCAAUCAGCAGAGCAGUGUCGCAGCAGAGCAGCAGAAAUUCGAAGCGCAGCCAAAUAUACACACACGAAAUUAUUGUAACGGCAACAGAGCAGCAGCCACAAAGCCGCAAAACGAAUUUAUUAAAUGCACAUUUAUUUAUAAACUUGUUAGUGCCAAGGAACGUGUUAAUGCAACAGCAGAUAUAUAGCAGUGCAGUCGCGUCGUCCUCGUCCUCCACCUCUGCUGCCGUUGGCUCUGCUGCUGCGGUCACCGUUGCCGCUGUUUUUGUUGCCCUCCAUCUCCCCUCUCGACGGUGGUGCUAAUGUGUUAAUAUUCUUCUUGUUUUUUGUUGCGGAAAUUGUACUCGUGUGCUGUGCGUGUGAGUGUUUGCAUAUCUGUGUGAUAUGUGAAAGAAGAAAAGGUGAAACAAAAAGGCAAAGAGCAUUCGUAUGCAGGAAUUGUCGUCAUCGGUCGCCGUUACCAUCAGCCGUCAGUCGCUGUCGCUGCUGUCUGUGUUCUCUGUCUGCGUCUCUGUCUGUGGCCGCUGCGUCGUACUGCUGCGUCCGGUUUAGAUUCAAUCAAGCGUCAAGAAAUAAAGCACUCAAAACUCAAAAGCGCUGCCAACAUUCUACCAAUCCCGCAUUGUCCCCUCCCCGCCGUUCACUCGCCUACCAUUGUGUGCCGUUAUUUUGUGUCGGCCGUGCCGUGUAUGUGCGUGCGUGAGAGAGGGUCACACGGAGAGGCGACUAUUGCAACGAUCGACGCGAAAGAAAGGGGGGACACACACGGUGCGCGGAAAGUGCAGGCAAAAAAGCCAUAAGAGCACGUGAGUGCGUGUGAGAGCAGGAUACGCAGAAAUCAGUGCUGCUGCAUGAGAGCGGGACACCCAGAGAGAGGCGGUGCAUCGCUUACGAUCGGCGGGAGCCAGAGAGAAACUGCAGGGCUUGCGUGCGUGAGGCAACGGGUGCAUUCAACUCCUCACGCACAUAUGCUGGCCCUAGCCAGACCCAGACAGCCGCCGCCGCCACCGCCACCGACAGCCAAUCCCAGUCCGCGUCCAGCGUCCGCGUCCGCGUCCACGGCUCUGACAACAGCUCGAAAUGCCUCUUCAGCUCCUCUGCUGAAUCCCCAACGGAAACCGAAUCUCGUUGAAGACGCCUCUACACCAUCCGCAACCGCAAUGCUCGCCUCGACGUCAAACGGUGCCGCUGUCUCUGCCGGCGCCACCGCCGCCGCCGCCAGCGCAAUGGAUGCCUGCGACGAGCGAACGCUGCUGCUGAGCGGGUCACCAAAGGAGGAUGUCGCUGCUCUUGCUCCUUCUCCGCCCACAACGCUGCCACUUGUCCAUACGACAACCACGACGUCGACACAUCCGUCCCAGCAGCGCCACCAGCAGCGGCAGAACAUUAACAACAACAAUACAAGAAACGAGGCCAACGCGAGCAGCGGCAGCAGUUGCGGCGCUAGCGCCAACGCCAGCAGCAACAACAACAACGAGAACAGCACGAUAUCUGCGGACGGCGACGCUGACGGUGACGUCGAAGCCGGCGCUGGCGCUGGCGAUGAUCUGUCCAGCGAUCUCAGCGAUAGAUUUCCACGCCCACCCGCCACCGGCAACCCCAAGAAAGCCGGAAAACUGAGCAAGUUGGGAACCAAAAGCGUCGGCUUGAAACGCGUUUCCUUCGGCUCCUCCAAGGGAUCCAUGGUGGAGACAUUGGUCUUUGAGACGCCCACGCCGCUGUCGGAGCACGUGGAGGCGACCUUUGGCUUUGAGGCGGCGACCUCCGCGACAGAUGGCGUUGCUGUGGCCGCGGGUCAGCUGCAGCAGGCGUCGCAGUCGCACCUUCCGCUAGCCGGACACGGUGACUAUGCAAAACUGAAUAUGGACGACAGCGGCAUUGAGGUUCAAGAAGAAUCGGAGCGUUCAAUUGUGCGCGUUUCCAUAUACCAAAGCAGUCAGCCACAGCAGAUCUGUCCACCGGCGGAGUAUAUCCUGGGGCCCUAUUCAGACGGCCUGGAUCUAACGAUCGGUAGCUAUACAAUCGACCCAAACACAAUGAGCACGACAGCGGCGACGAUGCAGCAGCACCAGCAGAUUGGCCUUGGGGCGGCCUAUGAUCGUCAGCAGAGCACUGAUUCUGGCUGGGACAAUCCCUUUCGUCCUGGCGGCGAUCUGUCCAGAGAGGCUGAUGAAAUUGUCAACAUGAUUCGCGGUGGCAAGCCCAUCACACCCACGGAGGAUCGUACAAUAGGGAAUGGCAGCGCACAGCAUGCCGAUGACAACUGUAAUGGCGGCACAGCAGUCGGCGAGAGCGUGACCAGAACCAAUCUCUCGCAGAAUCAAGCAACAGCACAAAAUGGUACAAAUUCCCACGCCAGCAAGUCGGCGGCAGUGGGCAAUGCAACUGCUGGCGGCGGCGGCGGACGUCCCGAGGGCCAGAGCAACAGUAGCACCAACGGCGUCACCGCCUUGGGCCAGGUGUCGAAGCAGGUGGUGCCGGGACCAACGUCGGCUAGUCAUGUCGUCAUCGAUGAGAAGAAGAACAAGAAGAAGGGCUGCUGUGUUGUCCAAUAAUCAUGGACAUCGCUGGCAUACGCCAUGGACCGAUGGGCCCGUGAGGUGGGGGAAUUCGUAGGGGGGGAUAAAAGGGAUGGAUCGUGUUUUUUUUGGAUGUUAAUGUUUUUUUCGAUGUGAGCCCGAACCCGAGCCCGGGAGCUGAUGUUGAUGUUGAUAUUUUUCAUGCCGCAUAAAUCGCUUUGCUUUGCUUUGCGAAUACCGAAACGAAACAAAAAUAAAAUCAAACAAAACCAAACUAAGAAAAAUAAAAGCAAAAGAAAAGAAAAGAAAAGGAAACAAAACUCAAAGCUCUCUGAACAGACCAGCAGCAAAUGCAAGAACGAGAGCGUCAGCCGCAACAGAAACAACAAAAGCAAAACGAGAGCAAGGACAAGGAGCACAAGCAGAAGCAGCAACGCUGGAACGAGAACAAAAAGGACAACGCCAAAGCGAGAGGAACAGGAAAAGGAGCAGCAGCAAGAGCAAGAGCUAAAGCAAUAAAACAACGAGAAGAAAAUGGACCAGCAGCAGUAGCAUCAGAGGCAAUAGAAUAACGAGUGGCAAAUGGACCAGCAGUAGCAUCAGAAGCAAUAGCACUAGAAUAACGAGAGUGGGAAGAAGCGAGAACAACGACCACGAAAACAGCUGCACUCAGAGGCUGCCUUUACCCGUUGGGGACACUGGCACUGACUUUCGCUGUCGCUGUCGCCUCACCUCACCUCACCUCGCCUCGCCUCGCCUCGCCUCGACUCAAUCCAUAAGUAACUGCUGUCCCAAAAUCCUGUAAGCAGUCGCUGAACGCAGUCCUUAAACCUUUAAGCAGUCGCUGUCCUUAGAAAACCUUAAGCAGUCACUGUCCCCGCCGGACCCCCGAGGGACAGUCGCUUCAAUCUUCAAUUUGAAACGGAGUUACCGUAAACACGAAUUGUAAAUCUAAAAUAUAUAUAAUUAUACAACUUAUAUUUAUAUAUAUAUACUUGUUAGUCUGGAGCCCGAUGCUAAAUGUUGAUUGUAGCAAAGUUGUACACAAAAGAGUGGAAAUGGACCUACAAUUCAACGGAAUUAUCUAUAUAUACAUUUUUUCCUUGAUUUUUUUUUUUUUUUUUUUUUAUUCGACGACCUACAUAUAUGUGUAUGCAUAUAUGUAUAUCUAAAGAAAUAUAUCUGUAUAUGUAUACAUGUAUACAUGGAAUUUUUUUAUAAUUGUAAAAUCUAGUGCGGCUUUUUAAACAAGAUGACAUUUAAAGAGUAAAAACCGAAGAAGAAUCGAAGAAGAUGAAGCAGAAAAAUAAUAACAAAAAAGAGAACGUUUUGCUUGCAUGCAUAAUGGGUAAAACAGAACAAAAACAAAAAAAAAACCAUAAGCAAACGAGAAAAAAAAGGAAAAAAAAUCUAACAUAAAGAAUAAUGUAUUUAUUUUUAUUUAUAUAAUGACGAUGACGAUGAUGUUUAGGAGGAGAGUAAAUUAAAUGUUAUACCUUAAAACAAAUAUACACACACACACAUGCAUACACUUAUACACACACACACGAACACAGUUAUAUACGAAAGCAUAAAUACAUACAUGCAAUAUUUAUAUACAAAAUGAAAUGUAUGCCGCAUAAAGCAAACGACAAGUGGAGCCCCCAACAGAUGACAAGAACAAACACGAGGUCCCAAUACUAUACAGUUAUUUUUUACCAUCAUAUACAUACAUAUACUAUA